AUGCCCAAAAGAAAGGCUGCAAGCGAUGCGAGUCAGGAGCCAAAGAGAAGAUCAGCCCGACUGUCUGCUGUGCCUGUGCCCUUUACACCAGAGUUGAAACCUAAAAGAACAUCAACUCAAUGGAAAAUGAAGAACACAAAUGUUGUAGCGGAAAAAAACAAGGAUAUAGGUGCUGUAACAGUUCCUGAAAGCAAGCCCGAAGGUGUUCAGGAGGAGUGCAACAUGGACAAGGCUGAAAAUGGAGAAGCCAAAGUUGUGGAGGCACCCAUUCAAAAGAUGGAAGCAGAGGAAGUCAAAGAGAUGAAUGAAGAUGCUGAAGAAGAUGGAGGAGAAAAGGAAGAAGCAGUGGCAGCAGAAGGAAAAGAUGAUGAGCUGGAGGAAAACAUCCAAAAUACAGAGAAAGAGGAAGAUGGAGAAGAGGACAAAGGUACAGAUGAGGAGGUGAAAGAUGAAAACGGAGUCCUGGAAGAGAAGCCAGGGGCAGCAGGACGUGAGGACGCCAGAGAGGACAGAGAUGAUGGAGACGACAGCAGAGAGCAGCAAGGGGAUGGGAAGGCGGGAGAAGAGGGGGAUGGCAAAGAGGAAGAAGUUGAAGAACAGAGAGAGGAAAAAGAAGAGGAAGGUGGAAAAUGCAAAGAGGAAAAUAAGGAAGAUGAACAGGAAGGCCAGAGAGGGGAAGACGGAAAGGAGAAAGUUGAUGGGAAAGAGAGAAAGGAGGAAGGCAAAGAAAAAGAGGCUGCAGGGGAAGGAAAUGAUGAAGACAAGGUGGAGGCCGAACAAGAAGCUGAAGACAAAGAUUUGAAACAAGAUGGAGAAAAAGAGGCGUCUCUGAGUAUUGUCUAA
Arvicola amphibius (Eurasian water vole) is the source of this 843-nucleotide messenger RNA. Its product is annotated as high mobility group nucleosome-binding domain-containing protein 5-like. The record is from RefSeq and is a predicted model, not a curated record. The transcript has a single exon. Gene Ontology annotation, biological process: chromatin organization. NCBI's taxonomy places the organism in Eukaryota, Metazoa, Chordata, Mammalia, Rodentia, Cricetidae. Bases 1 to 843 code for a protein of 280 amino acids. Gene Ontology annotation, molecular function: nucleosomal DNA binding. Gene Ontology annotation, cellular component: chromatin; nucleus.